Messenger RNA from Xyrauchen texanus (razorback sucker), 7040 nucleotides. RefSeq names its product disco-interacting protein 2 homolog B-A-like. The transcript has 38 exons. The coding region runs from base 147 to 4865 and encodes 1572 amino acids. NCBI's taxonomy places the organism in Eukaryota, Metazoa, Chordata, Actinopteri, Cypriniformes, Catostomidae. The record is from RefSeq and is a predicted model, not a curated record.
CUUACACAGCAUGGCGGAAGGAGUAGUUGUCUGGAUGGAUUAUUACUCACCUUUUACUUUACGUCUUAUGUCUUGACGGGAGGAUUUUUGGACUUUCGAGACUCAUUUCACCACACUUAAAACUUCUUAAGCAUAUUCUCGCUACGAUGGCAGACCGCGGGUUGGAUUUGCUGGCUCUGCCGAAAGAGGUUAGAGAGCAGUUGGCGGAGUUGGAGUUGGAGCUGUCUGAAGGUGACAUUACACAGAAAGGCUAUGAAAAGAAACGAGUGAAACUGCUGGGCCCAUACGUACCACAGACCCAAAAGGUGGAUAUCCAGUUGACCCCGGGUGUUUCGAAAGACCCCGCCCUCAGCCCCAACACUGGGCCCACUCCUGCCCCACGGCAACACAGAGCUCACCGCAGCGGAGGAGCACGGGAUGACCGCUACAGGUCAGAUAUUCACACAGAGGCUGUGCAGGCUGCUCUGGCCAGGCAUAGAGAGGAGAAAAUGGCCCUUCCCAUGCCCACCAAGCGCCGUUCAGCCUUCGUUCAGUCUGCUGCGGAGAACUGCACUCCUCCCGAUACAUCAUCAGCAUCAGAGGACGAGGGCUCUCUGCGCAGGCGUCAGGCUGCCAUCAGUGCAAUGUUGGCACAGAACCUCCAGAGUCCUGAGUACUGGAUCAACCGCUCCGUCCAGAGCUCCUCCACUUCCUCCUCUGCCUCCUCCACCCUCUCUCACGGAGAAAGCAAAACUCAAAACCAGAACCAAGGGCAGACCAGCAUACUUGCAGAUUUGCUGGCACACACCCGCAUAGAGAGCAGCAGCGUUCCACCUGAUGUCACAUCCUCUCUGCCUCAGGAGAGAAUCUCCAGAGUGGAUAUUCCACCCAACAUAGCAGUGAAGGGCAUGAGCCGUGGCCAGAAUCGCUCUAGUAUGGACACUGCCGGCGGUGUUCCAGUACAUAGUCGUGUCUCCACCAAAAUUCAGCAGCUGCUCAAUACGUUGAAGAGACCCAAACGGCCUCCACUUAGCGAGUUCUUCCUGGAUGACUCUGAAGAGAUUGUGGAAGUUCCCCAGCCAGAUCCCAACACACCCAGGCCAGAGGGCAGACAGAUUAUUCCAGUAAAGGGGGAGCCACUGGGGGUGGUCAGUAACUGGCCACCGGCCCUGCAGGCCGCCCUGGCACGUUGGGGAGCCACGCAGGCCAAGAGCCCCGCUCUCACCACCUUGGACAUCACUGGCAAACCACUUUACACCCUCACCUAUGGUAAACUUUGGAGUCGUAGUCUGAAAUUGGCGUACACACUAUUAAACAAACUGGGCACCAAAAAUGAACCAGUGCUGAAACCUGGUGACAGGGUGGCUUUGGUGUAUCCCAACAGUGACCCUGGGAUGUUCUGUGUGGCCUUCUAUGGGUGUCUUCUCGCUGAGGUCAUUCCUGUCCCAAUAGAGUUGCCUUUGUCCCGAAAGGAUGCAGGAAGUCAGCAGAUUGGCUUUCUGUUGGGAAGCUGUGGUGUGGGCCUUGCUUUAACUAGUGAAGUGUGUCUUAAAGGUUUGCCAAAGACCCCUAAUGGAGAAAUAAUACAAUUUAAAGGAUGGCCUCGCCUUAAAUGGGUGAUCACUGAUACUAAGUAUCUCACAAAACCAUCCAAGGACUGGCAGCCACACAUACCUACUGCAAACACUGACACUGCUUAUAUAGAGUAUAAGGCCAGUAAGGAGGGUACGGUGAUGGGCAUAGCUGUGUCUAAAAUCUCUAUGCUGACACACUGUCAGGCUCUAACACAGGCCUGCAAUUACUGUGAAGGGGAAACACUAGUUAAUGUCCUGGAUUUCAAGAAAGACAUAGGCCUGUGGCAUGGAGUGCUUACGAGUGUUAUGAACAGGAUUCACACUAUUUGUGUGCCAUAUGCUGUCAUGAAGUAUUGUCCACUAUCCUGGGUGCAGAGAGUUCAUGUUCACAAAGCUCGUAUGGCCUUGGUGAAAUGUAGGGACCUGCACUGGGCUAUGAUGGCUCACAAAGAUCAGAAGGACACCAAUCUAUCCUCUCUACGCAUGCUGAUUGUAGCUGAUGGAGCAAAUCCCUGGUCAGUGUCUUCGUGUGAUGCCUUUUUGAACGUCUUCCAGUCUCAUGGGCUGAAGCCUGAGAUGAUCUGCCCAUGUGCUUCCUCCCCAGAGGCCAUGACCGUGGCCAUCCGCAGACCUGGUGCCCACGGCACUCCACUUCCUGCCAGGGCCAUUCUGUCAAUGGCCGGACUCAGUCACAGCGUGAUCCGUGUCAAUACUGAGGAUAAAAACUCUGCCCUCAAUGUACAGGAUGUGGGCCAUGUCAUGCCUGGAGCUCUGAUGUGUAUUGUAAAGCCUGAUGGGCCUCCUAUGCUCUGUAAAACGGAUGAGAUUGGAGAGAUUGUCUUGAACUCACGCGCUGGUGGUACCAUGUAUUACGGCCUUCCAGGAGUGACAAAGAACACUUUUGAGGUAAUACCUGUAAACUCAGGUGGUACCCCUAUAGGAGAGGUUCUCUUCACACGGACUGGACUAUUGGGCUUUGUGGGUCCGGGAAGUCUGGUGUUUGUGGUGGGGAAGAUAGAUGGUGUGCUUUCGGUCAGUGGACGUAGACACAAUGCAGAUGACCUGGUGGCCACAGCACUGGCGGUUGAGCCGGUCAAAACCAUUUACCGAGGGAGAAUUGCCGUGUUUUCCAUCACUGUGUUCUAUGAUGAGCGAAUAGUGAUUGUGGCAGAGCAGAGGCCUGAUGCCAGUGAAGAGGACAGUUUUCAAUGGAUGAGCAGAGUCCUACAGGCAAUAGACAGUAUCCACCAGGUGGGGCUGUAUUGCUUAGCAUUAGUACCUGCUAACUCCUUACCCAAAACUCCCCUGGGUGGUAUCCAUGUGUCCGAGACCAAGCAGCACUUCCUGGAGGGCUCUCUCCACUCGUGCAGCAUUCUGAUGUGCCCUCAUACAUGUGUGACAAACCUUCCGAAACCAAGGCAAAAGCAAUCUGUUGGAGUGGGUCCAGCCUCUGUCAUGGUAGGCAACCUGGUGGCAGGGAAGAGGAUCGCACAGGCAACUGGGAGAGACCUUGGGAUCCUGGAUGAACAAGAGCAAUCCGGGAAGCACCAGUUCCUGUCCGAGGCACUGCAGUGGAGAGCACAGAGUGAUCCUGAUCACGUCCUCUAUAUGCUUCUCAAUGCAAAGGGGGUAGCAGUGAGCACAGCUACAUGUUCUCAACUGCACAAGCGAGCCGAGAAGAUCACUGCAGCUUUGUUGGAAAGAGGAGGAAUUAACACUGGAGACAAUGUAGUGCUGCUUUACCCUCCUGGUAUAGAUUUAAUAGCCUCCUUCUAUGGCUGUCUGUAUGCCGGCUGUAUUCCAGUCACCGUCAGGCCUCCUCACCCACAGAACCUUGCCGCCACCCUGCCCACUGUCCGGAUGAUCAUAGAUGUGAGCAAAGCAGCCUGCAUCCUCACUACUCAGACCCUUAUGAAGAUUUUACGGUCUAAAGAAGCAGCAGCCAGUGUGAAUGUGAAGACAUGGCCAAAUAUCAUAGACACAGAUGAUCUUCCCAGGAAACGGCCUCCUAACAUCUAUAAGCCGCCCACUGCAGAGAUGCUGGCCUACCUGGACUUCAGUGUAUCCACCACAGGCAUGCUGACUGGAGUUAAGAUAUCUCAUUCAGCGGUCAGUGCUUUGUGUCGAUCCAUCAAGCUGCAGUGCGAGCUGUACUCUUCCAGACAAAUUGCCAUCUGCCUGGACCCCUACUGCGGCCUGGGCUUUGUGCUGUGGUGUCUGUCUAGUGUUUAUUCAGGUCACCAGUCAAUUCUGAUCCCUCCCAUGGAGUUGGAGACCUCUCUGCCCCUGUGGUUAAGCACACUUAGUCAGUAUAAGAUCAGAGACACCUUCUGUUCUUACUCUGUCAUGGAGCUCUGCACAAAGGGCCUUGGCACACAGACUGAAGCUCUGAAGGCACGCGGCGUGAACCUAUUGUGUGUAAGGAGCUGUGUCGUCAUAGCAGAAGAGAGGCCCCGUUUGGCACUCACGCAGUCAUUCUCCAAGCUCUUCAAAGACCUGGGCUUGUCUCCACGUGCAGUGAGCACUGCUUUCAGCGCCAGAGUCAACCUGGCCAUCUGUCUACAGGGCACUGCUGGUCCAGACCCAUCCACUGUUUAUGUAGACAUGAAGUCUCUCAGGCACGACAGAGUGAGACUGGUGGAGAGAGGAGCUCCUCAGAGUCUGCCGCUGAUGGAGUCUGGCACUAUCCUUCCUGGAGUGCGAGUGAUCAUCGUGAACCCAGAGACUCGGGGACCACUAGGAGACUCUCAUCUAGGCGAGAUCUGGGUGAACGGUCCUCACAAUGCCAGUGGUUAUUACACCAUAUAUGGUGAGGAGAGCCUGCAGGCUGACCACUUUAACACACGACUUAGCUUUGGAGAGACCGAAACGCUGUGGGCCAGAACUGGAUAUUUGGGCUUUGUCAAGAGGACGGAGCUACUGGAUGCCCGUGGAGAUCGCCAUGAUGCUCUUUUUGUAGUGGGUUCGCUGGAUGAAACACUGGAGUUGCGAGGUUUGCGUUAUCACCCCAUUGACAUUGAGACUUCAGUGUCUCGUGCACAUCGCAGCAUUUCUGAGAGUGCUGUCUUCACAUGGACCAAUCUGCUGGUUGUUGUGGUGGAGCUCAGUGGGUCGGAGCAGGAAGCUCUCGAUCUGGUUCCACUGGUCACUAAUGUGGUGCUUAAAGAGCACCACUUCAUCGUGGGUGUGGUGGUCAUUGUGGACCCCGGCAUCAUUCCCAUCAACUCCCGUGGCGAGAAGCAGCGCAUGCACCUGCGCGAUUCCUUCCUGGCUGACCAACUGGAUCCUAUCUACGUGGCGUACAACAUGUGAGCACGAACUAAACGCUUUAUAAAAGCUUAAAGCUCUAAAUGGCUCCCAAAGACACAACGUGGACACAACAUGGCCAUUCCCAAAGUGGACAUGGAGGAAGCUGGCCUCUGCGCUGAGCCUUGUAGAUAUUUUUAUGUUCUUUCUAAUGUGAUUGUGACUGAGUUUUAGCCUGUUUGACCAAUGGUGGUGAAGUCCACCCUGGCUCAAGCCAUUCAACCCUCCCUGGACAUUCAGUAUGUCACAAGGAGGGUGGUGCUCUUCUUUUAGAAAAUAUUCCUGCCCUUUAAAAAAGGUGGAACCACAUUUUCACCAUAUAACAUAGUUACAUUGACUUUGAUGUCUUUGAUCUACUCUUAGUGCCACUUCUGGAAUGCCUCUAACAUAGAGCAAAGCUUAGCUUGCACAAAGCACCAUUGCCCAUAAAGAGCUGCAACAAGACACAAGAAACUUUUUUGUGCACUUUAUCUCCUCUCUUGAGCUAGCUAUCUGCCUGCGUAGGGGAGUGUCCCUUGAUUUUCAUUCUGGAAGUGCAAACUUAUUAUAGUUAUAUUCAGUAUAUAACAGGUUCACCAGCAAAGCAGACUGUACAUGGCAGUCCACCAGAGCUGAAGUCACCCACACUUGGUUUGUUCACGUUUUCUUUUACUUAAAACUCAUAGUAAUUUUAAUGGUUUUAAAAUAAUAGAACGUUUACAUGCAUAAUCUUUUAUUUUUGCGUAAAACAAUUUCCCCCUCACAUUGUAAUGCACAUCAUUUAAGAACCAGAGUGAGGAGGGUUUUGUGAAAUGUAAAAAAGCACAGCAAUUUUAAGAUUUGAGAUGCAUUAAACGUAUGUAUAUUAAGGGUGAAAGAUUGAAGACCGUUCCAUGCCUUAUGAAACUUAUGGAUGUUUAAGUUUUUUUAUGUAUGCUUCUGGCUUUAUUUUGUUUCUUGUGUCAAAGGGACUUUGGAAAAAUGAAUGGAAGGCUUUUUUAUUUUGUGAACAAUAUAUUGUAGUGUCUAACUGGUGUUACUGUGUAAACAAAUGGACACCAUUACCCGGUCCUAAAAAAAACUUGACUGAUCUUUCAUACUUGAUGGCAAUUCUCUGCAUCACUGGCUAAAUAAACAUCAUGAUGCAAAAACAAUAAAAAUAUUUUUACACAUUACAACCAUGAAACAAAAAAAUAUAUUUAGCAUCUUUAAUGUCCAUUGUUUCAUUUACCCUUCCUGUUUGUCUUAAUGUUUUUUUUGGUUGCAGUUUGUGGGUGUGUGGGGGGUUUGCGGGCUUGAGUGGUUUACGAGGACAAUUUUUUAGGUUACAAACUGGUAAUUACAAGGGUAUUAUGCUAUAAAUGUGGUUUAUGAGGACAUAAUUCAAAUUACUUAAAAAAAACAUAUUAACAAUGUUUUGUUUUUGUUUUUUUAUGUAAAAAUGCAGAACGUUUUUUGUGAGGAUUCGGUUUAGGGUAUAUAAUAUAUAGUUCGUACAGUAUACAAAUUAUUAUGUCUAUGGAGAGCCCUCAUAAGGAUAGCCACACCAACACAUGUGUGUUUAAGAGAGUGAAAGAGUGAGAAAGAAAGCGAAUAAGGGUGUUUAAUCCAAUACUUUUUUCUUGGUCAGAUCUUUUUUCUGGUUCAAGCAGAUACCAAGAGAGAAUCUUUUACAUAUUUUCUAUCUUAAUAAAACUUACUAUAUCAUUUAUUAGCACCUAACUGAAAUGUAUUUUUUUAAAUGGCCUUCAAUAUCAAAAAUAUAAAUUUUUAUGGCUGAUUGUUUACAUGUGAAUUUCUGUGCAGCUCCUUUCUUCAAAGAUGCACGUUUCUUUUUUGCUACAUUCUCAUAAUUGUUUUGUUUUCUUUUUUUAAUUCAUUUAAUUUUAAUUUUUCUAAUUGUCAAAAUACUGAGUGUGUAUUCUUUUUAAAAUGUAUAGUUUUAUCUGUUAAUUAAAUUAGUUAUUGUUAUCAUCACUGAAUCCUAAUUUCUUGAUUACAGUAACUUCUUGUGAGCAAAGUGCAAAUACAAGGAACUUUUGAAUGAGCCUAAGAAGAAUUUUCAUUUAGUGCUCUUUUAACAGACAUGACUGCUUUGAAAAUGUAAUUAAUUCUGUGAGGAAUCAGUAAACAAAUGAAUCUGUAUUUUAAAGCAAAACUGUACAUCAAAUCAUAUAUUUAAUUAAAUACAUUAAAUAGUUU